This is a messenger RNA of Nannospalax galili (Upper Galilee mountains blind mole rat), 1034 nucleotides long. It is a transcript of the gene Tnfsf8, whose product is annotated as TNF superfamily member 8. NCBI's taxonomy places the organism in Eukaryota, Metazoa, Chordata, Mammalia, Rodentia, Spalacidae. Gene Ontology annotation, molecular function: tumor necrosis factor receptor binding. The transcript has 4 exons. Gene Ontology annotation, biological process: immune response; CD8-positive, alpha-beta T cell differentiation. Gene Ontology annotation, cellular component: membrane. The coding region runs from base 1 to 702 and encodes 233 amino acids. The record is from RefSeq and is a predicted model, not a curated record.
AUGGAGCUGGGGCUGCCGCGAGCAGGCAGCCGUGGGGCCCCUUACCCUGACUCAGCCAUGCAGGAGUCACCCGACUCGGUGGACAACUCCUGGAGAAGCACCAGCCGCGGCUACUUCUACCUGUGCACAGCCACCCUGGUGUGCCUCGUUGUGGCAGUGGCAACCAUCCUCGUUCUGGCAGUCCAGAAGACGGACUCCACUCCAAGCACAACUGACAAGGUCCCCCUUAAAGGAGGGAAUUGCUCAGAGGACCUCUUAUGUAUCCUGAAAAGGGCUCCAGUCAACAAGUCAAGGGCCUACCUCCAAGUGUCCAAACACCUCAAUGAUACCAAGUUGUCUUGGAACCAAGACGGCAUCAUCCAUGGAGUCAGAUACCAGGAUGGGAACCUGGUGAUCCAGUUCCCAGGCUGGUACUUUAUCAUUUGCCAGCUGCAGUUUCUUGUGCAAUGCUCAAAUCAUUCUGUGGACCUGACAUUGCAGCUUCUUGUUAACACCACAGUCAAAAAACAGGCACUGGUAACAGUGUGCGAGUCUGGGAUGCAAACCAAAAUCAUAUAUCAGAAUCUCUCUCAGUUCUUACUGGAUUAUUUGCAAGUCAACACCACCAUAUCAGUCAUGGUGAAUAAGUUCCAGUAUGUGGAUACAAGCACUUUUCCUCUUGAGAAUGUGUUGUCUAUCUUCUUAUAUAGUAGUUCAGACUGAAUAGUGGCUCUUGGCCUUCAGAUAGAACCAUACAAUACUUGACCUAUCAAAAACGGGCAAAAAAAAAAUAUGUUAGAACAAGACUAAGAUCACAAAGUGUAUGAAUUAAUGCUCUUCUCCUCUGGUCCCUUGGAAAGAUACAUCUCCAGGGUUUAAAAAGUGGAGACUCAUUGAGAUGGAUGGCAAGGAAGCAGUGUAGUAUGUGGACAGAGGUCCCACAGGGAAACCAGAAGUGAUUGGGUUUCCCCAGUCUAACCACUAUUCACUAUUUGACCUUGAGCCAUUUUUCUUCUCCCUGGAACUUGGGGUCUGGGUCUGAAAAAGUCUGAAAA